UAUCGAGGCCCUGCCCCUGAACUGAUCUGCCGCAUCCAGGGAGGACAGGUCGAACUCUGGGUCUGUGGUGAUGAGGACCGUGGGGCAAUCUCGAGGUCGGAGGACUUGCUGCCAGGACAUGCCUGGUUACUGAGCAGAACCGAGGAGCAGGGUCCUGAGGAAGGGCCUGGAAAGCUGGAGCCAGCAUGGGCUUCCCUGGGGAGUAUGGGUGAGGUGGAUUCCCUGAGACCAGCGAAGGACCAGUGGCACAAGGGCCAGGGGAUGCCCCCAAAGCAGGAGAAUGUAGCAGCGAACGAGGUCCCAUCUCUAGUUGGGCAUUGGAGUGAAGAAGGGGAACAAGCCCGAAAGAGCCCAGGGUGCAGGGAUGAAUAUGUCAUGCUGAGACACCAGAAGAGGCAGAAAGGAAAGGUCCACUGGAGAGAGACACUGCAUGCAAACCAAGGCAGUGUGGGGGGCCUCAGAGGGAAGCAGGAGCCCACCACCAAGCGCAGGGGGAGAGACCACUCCUGCCCUGAGUGCAGGAAAAGUUUUAGCUGCCCCUUGCGCCUGGCUCUGCACAAGAUAAAGCAUGCUGGGGAGAAGCCCCAUGUUAGCACCAAGUGUGGGAAGAGCUUGACCAGCCUCUCUGUGCAGAGGAUGCAGCAGCCACACGGCUGCACAAGGUGUGGGAAGAGCUUCAGGCAGCCCUCCAGUCUAGCCAGGCACAGGUGCAUACACGCAAGGGAGAAGCGUCAUCCUUGCUCUGUGUGUGAGAAGAGCUUCAUCUCCUUGUCCAAACUGGCUCGACACCAGCUUACCCACACGGGGGAGAAGCCACAUAAGUGCUCUGAAUGUGGGAUGAGCUUCGCCCAAUCCUGCAACCUGAAUGUGCACCAGCGCAUCCACACUGGGGAGAAGCCACAUCGCUGCUCUGUGUGUGGGAAGAGUUUCACCUACCCCUCCCACCUGGCCCGGCAUCAACUGAUCCACGAGCAGGCGAAGCCACGUCAGUCCUCUGAGUGUGGGAAGCACUUCACCCAUUAUGGCAACCUGACCCAGCACCAGGGCAUCUGCACCGGGGAGAAGCCAAAUAAGUGCUCUGUGUGUGGGAAGAGUUUCACCUGGUCCUCCUACCUGGCCCAGCAUCAGCUGAUCCACGAGGCAGAGAAGCCACAUCAGUCCUCUGAGUGUGGGAAGCACUUCACCCAAUCCUUCUCCCUGACCAAGCACCAGCGCAUCCACACAGGGGAGCAGCCACAUCAGUGCUCUGAGUGUGGGAAGAGUUUCACCUGGUCUUCUGCCCUGGUCCGGCAUCAGCUGAUCCACAUAGGGGAGAAGCCACAUCAGUGCUCUGUGUGUGGGAAGAGCUUCACUCAAUCCUCCUCCCUGACUGUGCACCAGCGCAUCCACACUGGGGAGAAGCCACAUCAGUGCUCUGUGUGUGGGAAGAGUUUCACCUGGUCUUCUUCCCUGGUCCGGCAUCAGCUGAUCCACAUAGGGGAGAAGCCACAUCAGUGCUCUGUGUGUGGGAAGAGUUUCACCUGGUCCUCCGAGCUGGUCCGGCAUCAGCUGGUCCACACAGGGGAGAAGCCACAUCACUGCUCUGUGUGUGGGAAGAGCUUCACUCAAUCCUCCUCCCUGACCAAGCACCAGCGCAUGCACACGGGGGAGAAGCCACAUCAGUGCUCUGUGUGUGGGAAGAGCUUCACCCAAUCCUCCUCCCUGACCAAGCACCAGCGCAUCCACACAGGGGAGAAGCCACAUCAGUGCUCUGUGUGUGGGAAGAGUUUCACCUGGUCUGCCCUGGUCCGGCAUCAGCUGAUCCACAUAGGGGAGAAGCCACAUCAGUGCUCUGUGUUUGGGAAGAAUUUCACCUCAUCCUACAGCCUGGUCCAGCAUCAGCUGAUCCACACGAGAAAGAAGCCACAUCAGUGCUCUGAGUGUGGGAAGAGUUUCACCUCGUCCUCGUCCUUGACCGUGCACAAGCGCAUCCACACAGGAGAGAAGCCAUAUCAGUGCUCUGAGUGUGGGAAGAGCUUCAUUCAUUCCUCCUAUCUUGCCAAGCACAAGCGCAUCCACACAGGGGAGAAACCAUAUCAGUGCUCUGUGUGUGGGAAGAGCUUUGCGCGAUCCUCCUACCUAGCCCAGCACCAGCGCAUCCACAAAGAAGAGAAGCCGCGUCAUUGCUCUUAGUGUAGGCAGAGCUUCGCCUACUCCUCCAGGUUGUGCCGAACACCAGUGCAUCUACACAGGGGAGAAGCUACAUGGGUGCCCUGAGUAUUGGAAAAGCUUCAGCCAUCUCUCCCACCCCUCCUGGAAUCAGCACAUGCACACCCAGAAGCAUCCCUAGUUCUGCCAGCAGUGCAGGAAGGGCUUGGAGAUGUCUGCCUGCUCAGCACCCACCAGUGCUGCAUUCAGUCAAGCACCCCCAUGCCGGUGGAGUGCAGAAAGAUUUUGUUCAGGCUGUGCCCCUUGUAGGGUACAGUGGGAAUCCAGAGCCCAGAGGCUGGCCCACAAGAAUUGAUUGUGGGGAGAGUCUAAGAAGAAACACCUCAGGUAGAAGUCAGCCCCCAUGCGGGGCAAGGAGAAGAGGAGGAAAUGAUCUUGCAUCAGCCUUGGAGCCUGUGCAUUCCCCAUCCUUCUCUAAAAGCAAAUAGUACUCGCAGGGGAAGAAGUGCCUUAACGGUAGGGUGCCCUCCCCAAGACAGCUGGCGUGAAAUGACACCCAGGGACUUUCCGUGGCUGCCUCCCAGCUUUCUCCUUCCUCCUGGUCCAGGGCUUCUGGCAUAUCAGCCCCUGAGUUGCAGGGAGCAGUGCAUUUCUGGCUGGGCAGCAUUCCCUACCCUCUUCCCUGACCUCGCCUUUCCUCAUCCCCACAUCACCCCUUUCCCAGACCUGCGCAUGCCCAGUAGGGUCCGCCAGGAGCUGCUACUGCCACCCCCUGAGCUGUUUGUUAGACCUGACUCUACGCAAUGCCCCAAACUAGGGAGGCAGUGGAUCGAUGCACAAAUUGCUUGUCAACUGCUUUAUUCCAAGUGGAGACAGCUUCGGGCCAGCUUCAAUAAACAGGGGAGCUGCAGUGAA
This is a messenger RNA of Alligator mississippiensis (American alligator), 3063 nucleotides long. RefSeq names its product zinc finger protein 883-like. The coding region runs from base 205 to 2172 and encodes 655 amino acids. Gene Ontology annotation, cellular component: nucleus. Gene Ontology annotation, molecular function: DNA-binding transcription factor activity, RNA polymerase II-specific; RNA polymerase II transcription regulatory region sequence-specific DNA binding. The transcript is spliced from 2 exons. The record is from RefSeq and is a predicted model, not a curated record. Gene Ontology annotation, biological process: regulation of transcription by RNA polymerase II. Lineage: Eukaryota; Metazoa; Chordata; Crocodylia; Alligatoridae.